Messenger RNA from Cryptotermes secundus, 5321 nucleotides. RefSeq names its product nephrin. Gene Ontology annotation, molecular function: protein binding. Bases 152 to 2764 code for a protein of 870 amino acids. The transcript has 15 exons. Lineage: Eukaryota; Metazoa; Arthropoda; Insecta; Blattodea; Kalotermitidae. The record is from RefSeq and is a predicted model, not a curated record.
UUCCGGUGCUAGUGCUUUGGCGGGAGCUAGUCGGUGCAAUCGGGAGUUCGCAUCCUGUUUCUUUUGAUGACAAUUCUGUUUGGUUUCAUGAAAGCGACAGUGCUUGUUUAACCAGUGUAACUAUUAUUCAGUGGUCUUGGUUGUAAUAGUGAUGUACGAUAUUUGUUCUACGUGGUCUUGGAACAGUGAUCGACAACUGAGACAGGAACAUGGCUUCUCUUGUGUGUUACAGCUACGUACAAUUGUAACGGUGGACAUGCAGGCGGUUGAGGGAAAAAGUGUGGAGCUACCAUGCAAUGUGACUCCCCCGGGCCACGACAAAGUCUACAUGGUGUUCUGGUUCAGGGACGACGCAGGCAUCCCCCUCUACAGUUUCGACGUCCGAGGCAAACCGCUGAGCCAAGCACGACACUGGUCUGCACCCGAGGUAUUCGGCUCGAGGGCUUUCUUCCGCACACUGUCCGAGCCUGCGCAGCUUGUUGUAGAGGACAUCCGGCUACACGACGAGGGUGUGUACCGCUGCAGAGUCGACUUCCGGAACACUCCGACACGCAGUUUCCGCUACAACCUUACCGUCAUAGUUCCUCCCGCACUGCCCACGAUCAUUGACCACUGGGGGCGUCAGUUGAACGCUACUGUGGGACCCCACAACGAGGGAGAUGACGUCAUCCUGACGUGUAGAGUCAUCGGUGGGAAGCCAGAGCCCUCUGUCCGGUGGCUCGUCAACGGAUUUCUCGUGGACGAAGAAUAUGAACACAACACUGGUGACGUCAUUGAAAACCGCCUGACGUGGCCGUCAGUGAAACGUGAAGAUCUGAACUCUGUGCUAACCUGUCAGGCCAUCAACACGGUUCUCACAGAUCCUCGGGAGAUCUCGCUCGUGCUCGACAUUCAUCUGCGACCAUUGACCGUGCGGAUAUUGUCCAAGGAGCUGCCCCUGGUUGCCGACCGCCGGUACGACGUCUCCUGCGAAUCUGCCGGCUCCAGGCCCCCGGCCGUCAUCACCUGGUAUAAGGGCAAGAGGCAGUUGCGUCGCGUCAAGGAAGAAACACGAGAAAACGUGACCGUGAGUGAUCUGAGCUUCGUACCCUCAACCGACGAUGAUGGGAAGUCCAUCACGUGUCGAGCGGAGAACCCCAAUAUCACAGGUGCCUUCCUGGAGUCCAGCUGGAAGAUUGACGUGGUUUUUCCGCCAAUUGUCUCGCUGAUGCUGGGCAGUACCCUCAACCCAGAUGACAUCAAGGAAGGUGAUGAUGUUUACUUUGAGUGUCACGUGAAGGCAAAUCCGGCCUGGAGGAAACUCAGCUGGCUUCACAAUGGUGUCCUUCUGAGCCACAACCAGUCCGCGCGUAUCAUUCGCAGUAACCAGUCUCUCGUGCUGCAGAAGGUUACCCGGCAAAGUGCUGGCAAUUACGUGUGCAUUGCCACCAACCGAGAGGGCGAAACGGUCAGCAAUGAACUCACCUUCAGGGUCAAAUACGCUCCGACAUGUCGCCAGGAGCGCAUUCUUGUGGUGGGAGCUUCGCGCGCCGAGAGCCUGGAUAUUGCCUGUGAGGUGGAGACUGACCCUCCCGCUCGGAGCUUCAAGUGGAAGUUCAACAAUUCAGGGGAGACCCUAGAGGUCUCGCCGGAGAGGUUCGCCGCAACCAGCAACGGCACCAUGAGUGUCCUGAGGUACACUCCUGUAUCGGAACUGGAUUACGGCACUCUGUCCUGCUGGGCUCAGAACGCCAUCGGUACCCAGACUUCUCCCUGUGUCUUUCAGGUAGUUGCUGCAGGGAAGCCGUUCCCCGUCCGCAACUGCACGCUUUCCAACCAGACCAGCAGUUCGGUAGAAGUGAGCUGCCAGCCAGGGUUCGACGGCGGCUUGCCACAGUACUUCCUCCUAGAGUUGUAUUCAGCAGAUUCGGGGAUGCCCCGGUACAACCUCACAAGCCCUGAUCAUCCAACCUUCUUCCUGGCCAACUUGGAGCCGGAUGUGACGUUCCGAAUAGCAGUGUUUGCUGUGAACUCCAAGGGACGCAGUCCGGGCAUCGUUCUUGAAGAAGUGACGUUUAGGGACGCGGAAAAGAGAACAGCGUCGGACGGAGAACUGCCGAUCUCACCCAUCCUGGGCAUGGUCGUGGGGGCUGCCCUCACCUUUAUUUCAGUCGUGCUUCUCGUAGUGGUCAAAUUUCGACGGUCGCGGUCUAGCGGAGACCAAGAUAGUCACCAGCCACACGUCGAGAAACACUCAGGACCCAACAACACAUCUUUGCUCCACUCGACGCCGAGCGGCAAGGACCUGGCUACUUCCGGUGUCAGAGAUGGUCCUGGUGACGAAAAGGACCCUGAUAUUAUUCCAGCGAAAUUUGCAGCCACAGCCUUGGCGGACCCAGUACCUGCAGCUGCGAGACCUCUGGUGGGCAAUGGAAACGUGAUCUUGAGGGAGCUGAGUCCCCCCUGCAGCUACCCUCCACAGCAGGCCCCCCUGCCGCACCCGAAGUCGCUACCCAUUUCUUCCCACGGACCCGCCGGCCACUGGGUCUCUCCGGGACCUGCACCGGUCAUGGACUCAGCGUGCAAUCAGUUUCCUGCCUCGGGAAUGUCAGCGUACUCGUGGGAUAUCCGGCCCAAAGAUCUCCGUUUACCUGGCGGACCGAGCCAGGCGCUAGGAUCAGCUGCUCCAUCCUCAAGUGUGGCAGCCUCCGCGGACGUGGAGCUCAACGGCACAGCCAUCAAAGAGCGGCUAAUGGCCAACCGGCUGCCCGAAAGCUGCGUAUGAGAUGACGUCAAUACUGCCAGUACAAUGGAGUUCACUCACAGUCAAGUUUGAGAUGUUCCAGUCUGGCAAACUGCUAUGGAAGAGACAGGGAAAAGGGAAGCACGUGUUUACAAUAAACUCAUCAAUGCAUUCAAGAAAUGUCUUCCAAGGAAACUUGCCUACCAACGUCGCACUGCCAGGUGUCAUCAACAGAAUACGUUGGUAAAGCAACAACUAUGAUUCAGAAGUUUACAGGAACAUAUUUUAUAACCUGUAAUUGGAUGAUUUUGGUUGUGACCUGUGAGUGUUAAAAACCAUCAUCGAGUGUUGUUUUAGUUUUGUUUCUAAAUUAAAAUUUAACAAGAAACAGGAAUUGUGGUGUCAAUCAUACAUUUCAAAGAGCUUCAUCAACAAGAAGAUGCUAUGUUGUUUCCUAAAUGCUAACAAACACCUAUGAAACUAUUGUAAUCAGCUGCAACGUCAUAUGUGGCUGUUUAUUAUCGAUCGAAAUGCAAGGACUUGUGCUCGUGCUGAUUUAUAUACAAUAGUGUAACGUGUUGGCUGUAUCGUAUGGGAGAAAGAAAACAUUACAUAAAACGUGCCAGUGAUACUGUCAUGAUUUUGAGCUAUUUCAUACAGGGAAGAAUGUGUUCUCCCAGAUUGUGAAAUGGAUACAUUUAACAUUGUUGCUUGAUUAAACCUUAAUUUUGGUAACUUACAUUUUCGAACAAAGUCAGUAACUACAGAUAUGUCAAAAUCAGGUUACAAACGCUUCAGUUGAAAAGAAACGUGACCCAUUUAAGCUGGGAACUGCGUCGUUUCUGAAUGUCAGAAUGCUCUGAAAUUCAUAUUACUACUCAAAUGAUAAGUUUGGGUUUGAAAUUCUGGUUUAACCCUGUCCAUGCUACACGCGAAAUAUCUGUUCCAAAUGUAUUUGUUCUAUGGAAGAACAAUGGAAGAAACGUGUGCCACCAUCAAUCAACAGUCACGACUAACUCAUUGGUGGCUUUCCGGCAAUUGAAUUUACCAGUUAACCAUGAACAUGCACUAAUCAUAUCUUCAAAUAACAAUAAGAAAAUAAAACGUUAAACCACACUCCAAAUAUGAUGCCCAUUGACACUUCUGUACAGGAAAUUGACUAUAUCCAAUUGUAACGAAUUCCUGAGUAUAAUGUAAAUAUUCUCUUAAGGGGUGUCAAAACAUGUUUCGUCCAAGCGAGGAAGCCACAGUGAAUUGUGGCCUGGUUUAUUUUGCAUACAUCUGGUUGUAAGAAUAUGUUAACAGUUUUCAGUAUGUAUGAUAUUUUGUGUCAUAUUUUAACAAUGCUGUAGACUUAGUAUGCAACAUUUUUGUAAUAGAGGCCUAACGCUGCUAAUCAUAAAGGAUAAUGAGCAUGUAUGGGCAGCUGAUUUGCUCGAAUGAACUUGUUGAUGUUCAAAUUCCUUGUGGAAUAACCCAUGACAUUUAUCAAACAAGAAAUUCAGAACAUGAUGAAUAAGGUAAAAUUGCAGGGCCAUGGGGGCACGUACAAGGUAGACGCAUAAAGUUCGUAAUAUCUUCCUGCUGUUUAAAAAAUUAAGCAAAGGACAUGUAUAAGCUGAACGUACAACAUGCAUCAUAAUGUUCUGUUGCUUAUAAAUUGAAGUAUAACACGUGUACAGGUUGGUUGCUUAGAGAAUGAAGCAUAGCACGUGUACAGGUUGGUUGCUUAGAAAAUAAAGCAUAGCACGUGUACAAGUUGGGAGUACAUCGUACACAUACGUGGUAUUGGCUAAUACUUAAUAAGUUAAGUGGAUGUAAUGGAACAAGUCACUGUUUUAAAACUAGCCGUUUACUUAUCACUUCAAUGUAAAGACUGUAUCGUUUUGAAGUCUAUAAGCCAAGCCCAGUGCAUGGUCCUGCAUUUUCGCCACUUUUAAUGUGGAGUCACAGGCUGUUGACUGAGUUUCUGAAUGCGUGUCAGUCUGUUCAUACUAUAAGGACGUUGAUAUCAUAAGCAUAGACCGCGUAGAUUCUGAUGGUGACGUCAUACUGUAUGUGUGUCAGAAGUCUUCUGUAUCAAAAAAUUAUUGUUUGAAUUGUGUGUGUGUAUGUGACUUUGUUAUUUUGGAAUGGAAUGUUCUUGAAAUAUUGGGGUAAAUUACUUAUCAUUACAUUAUUUUAAGGAAUCAUGAUUUUAAAUUAAAUGCAUCAAGGGAUGAAAAUUGCAAUUCAAAUAGGAUGUCUAUCUUGAUAACAGUGUUGAUGCUGGAAGGAAUAACUGUUUACAGGAAGGAAAUACAGCUCUUAUUUAUACAAAAUGAAAUCCGACAUUAACUGUUCGAUGUUUUAGUUAGAUGAUGUUUGAUCUUCUGAGUGAAGGACCUCUUAAACAGCCGUAUUUAAUCACUUGCACUCAGUUGACCCUAACAAAAUUUGUGACAUUGCCUUAUAUCUGAGAAUGGUCACUUGAUUGUUUAUUAUCACUGACAUUUCUAAAAUAUCGUAUGUUUAUGAGAUAGGGCCCGUGAUGAUGUAUCACCGCAAAAGGAUGUUGUGUUGCUGUUGAAAACAAGAUUAUUAAAAAUGUUGGUGAUAA